Messenger RNA from Stomoxys calcitrans (stable fly), 5200 nucleotides. RefSeq lists its product as uncharacterized. Gene Ontology annotation, cellular component: centriolar satellite; centriole. The transcript is spliced from 6 exons. Gene Ontology annotation, biological process: centriole elongation; cilium assembly. Lineage: Eukaryota; Metazoa; Arthropoda; Insecta; Diptera; Muscidae. The record is from RefSeq and is a predicted model, not a curated record. The coding region runs from base 207 to 4145 and encodes 1312 amino acids.
CUCCUUUGAACGUUCUGGAAAGAAAUCAAGUUCUUGUGUUCUGUCGGUCGGUCGGUCGUCGCGUGUGUUGUUGUAGAUGAAAAUAAAAUAAAAAAAAAGAAAUUUGUUUUAAAUUAUUAAAUUGUAUCAUUGGCUUUGUUUUGCUUUUUAUUUUUUUCGCAACAAAUUGGAAACGGAUUAGAAUUCUCGAAAAUGGCUAAGAAAUAAUGAACGGUUUUGUUCAUAAUCUACCACCACCCCCACAGCUUGAAGAGUGUGCUAAUAGAGAUUUGCAAGGAGUUUUGGAAAUAGAAGUAAGCCACAUAAGUUUGGGCGAAAAGCAAAGAAAAUCUUCAGAAGAUACGGAAAAAUUGUAUGACACAACACCAGCACCAUCAUCGAAUAAUAAUAAAAGUUUAUUGUUGAAUGAUGACAAUUAUUGCAACAACAACAAGACCAAUAAAAAGAAUGUCGUUUUCGGGUGUGUAAAUGAAAUUCAUACAAAUCUAAACGUGAAGAAAAUUAAUGAGAAACAUAGCAAAAAUUCGUUUACAAGAGAUAAUAUAUCAAAUUGUGGUACUUGUGUACAAGUGAAAAUUGUAUGGUUUGGUGAGAGAAGUGAAGACGCCGCUAAUAUUUUCGUCAGCUGUGGCUCAUCGUCGCAAUCGCCAUUGAAAAGCCCAAGAAGUCCCCAACAACAUUUUCGAAAAAAGAAAUAUAAACACUGCUGUCAGCCUUUUGUCGUUGUAUCCACCGCUGCUGUCAACAAUAAAUUGCGGUAUCGCAUCUGUACGUGUGGAGCUCUAUUCUUAGAUUACUUGCGCUCUUGCAAACCCAUUCAGAUAAUUGUCUCGAGCAGCAGCACUACGAGCACCAACAACGGCAGUUGGCCAACGACAACAGUCCUGGGACAAGCACAAUUGCGACUGCCUUCGGUACUUCUAAGAAAAUUUUCAUUUAAUAUUGCCAAAGGUCAUAAUAAUUUUGAACAUAAAACAAAAAUAUACACCCUAUAUAAAAAGCUAAAACAGCAGCAACAACAUCAGACAUCUUCCUCGUUAUCUGUUUCGCCCUCGCGGGAUUCCGUUAAGUCCGGUGAAAUACAACUACGCUUCAAAAUGAUGUUCGCCCCAGCUGCGGCGGGUGACAUUCGUGCCCAUGCCCAUGACACUCAAACAUGGUGUCCUUCGGAAAAACUCAUACACCAUCAUCACCAUCAUACUCAUAUGAUGGUAAGUGGUAAAUCAAAAGUCACCGAACAUGUUGUACAAGGUGAAAAAUCCAAACGUUUAUCAUCACAAGCAAAAUCCGAAGAAAUUGUUGAAGCCAUGAAGAAACUAGACGCAAAAUUAGUUGCCUACUUGGCUGGUGAAACAGAGAUCACCUCAAAGCAUCAUCUUGUCAAUUGCGAGCAAGAGAAUGAGGUCAAUUUGAAUCUGGAACAAAAUGAUAACAACAACAAUAACUUUUCGGUACGCAUGGAUGAUUUAUCGCCCGCUACAAAAUUGAACAUAUUCAAGAGUAUCAAAGGGAUUAAAAUUGAAAUGGAAGCCCUUACCCUACAGCCGGAAGGCACUAAAUGCAUGGACCUAAUGCAAAACGAAAUUCGACCCAUUUUUACUGUCGAAUGCCAGUUAUCCAAUGAACUUAUUCGUAAGGUUCCGCGCUGUGAUAUGUUCCAUUUGAUGCAAUUUGAGUCAGAAAAAUUCCACAGCCUCACUCAAUGCACCCGAUUCGGCCAGGAAGAUGAACGCUCUGUUAUCUUGGAUUUGGACGAAAAUGAUAAUGAAUUGGACGAAGUCAAUUUGGGUCGCCUCUACUUUACCGUAUGGUGGCGCGAACCUGGCACUUGCCUGAACGAAAUGUUGGGCAUGGGUGUUUUAGAACUAUCAGAUCUAUACAAUGCCUCACUGCUGGAACAGUGUAAACGCAUCGAGAUUCAGCGUCGGGAUCGUAUUUUGGCUUGUCUCUAUUUCAAGAUAAUACUUCAACGCGACUUGAAGGCCACCAGCCAACAAAAAUCGUCUGUACAAAUGAAGCGGGAAAUCUUUUUGCCCAAACAAUCCAGCUGUGAUAGUGGCGAUGAGAAAUCACCCUCUCAUACUUCAAGUGGCAAACAGAAUAAGCCAUCCCCUGAUGCUAUCCAAUCGUCAGCACAAUCUAAUUUGUCUACUGACAAAACAUCUACAGAAAAAGCCUGUGCACAAAAUAACAACACAACUAAGCUACAAUUAGCAAAAACUAAUUUUGAUGAUGAAACCAGCAAAAUUCGUCUAUUAAAAGGAUUUAUUUAUGCCAACGAAGCACGCAACUUGGAGAUGGAGCUACAGCCUCAGAAGAUUCUGAUUUGCCGACGAUUUUGGUUGGAUUCGCCUGCAGCGACCAAGGCUGAUGAUGCCAACAAAUUCAAUUAUCAGGAGCAAUUUUCCGUUAUAAAUGAUGAGAAGUUCCUGCAACGUGUCGAAAAACAGUAUUUGCAUUUGGAAUUGUGGCAUCGCAUGAGUUCUGAUGAUGGAAACGGCAAUCGCGAUCAAAACAUGCAUCCUAUAGGUGUAGUUCGCAUACCGCUACAUCAGUUCUUCAUAGCUUACAGAGAUGCGGCUAUAACGAAUCAUUUGUGCAAAGGGAAGCUUCCAGUUAUAUCCAUUGAUUCGUGGGCUCCCAUCAUCAACUGGCAAACGGGCAGUAAAAUUGGUGAAUUGAAAUGUUUAUUGGCUGUAGGCAGCGAGGAGCAAAUUAGAAAUCUUAAAGAUUCUCGAGGUCUCGCUAGCAUACUUCUAAAGUCAGAUACUAAAGCUGCCGAAUCGUUACUAGAAAAGGAUGUUCUAAACAAGUUACAACCCUUACAAAUAAGCACCACAUCUAAGAAUUCAAAUAAUUCUCCAGUGACAAGCGCACAAUCAAGUCCCCUAUCAAAGAGUGUGCCAACAUCAUCUUCAGCUUCAAAAAUUAAAAAAACUUCUGAUCUUUUGGAUAUGCUGCAAAAAGUACUUAUGACACCUCAACAACCACCAACAUCAUCCUCGACAACAUCUACAUCAUCGUCAUCGUCAUUAGCCCAAGAAGGUACUAAUGUGGUUGCUAAACCAAACUUAUGUGGCAGCACAGAAACUAUGCCUCAUACAUCAUCAGCAAGUUCAACAGCUUUGAAACCUUUGCAGCCAUCCAAUCUUAAACUUUUCAAAUUUGCUUUGGAAAUUCAAAAGGCAAUAGGCUUACCCCUGAAUCCGGCCUCCAAAUCUAAAAAGGGUUCCAAACAACGUAACGCCUCAAAAAGGUUUCCCCCAAAUGAGCCACCAAGCACAUAUGUAACAUUCCAAGCAGAGGAGGGAUCAUAUCCCACAUACAAGUCACACGAGGGUAUGGUUUUUGCAACUAAUGUUGUGGAAAAAUCGGCACAGCCGCAGUGGCAGCAACGCUUCCGUUUGUCGGCAACUGUUGAUUAUCUAAAUAACCCACAGAAACGGUUUAUUUUGAAAGUCUGGAAGAAAUCAGCAUUGGACAUAUUACAAGGGCGCAACCAACCCACACCUAUGGAAGAUGCUAUCAUGGGAUUUGCAGCACUUGAUCUUACUGCCUUUAGCAAAGGUUUGCACAUUGCUGGUCGCUUCAAUAUUGUCGAUUUUAAUGGACGCAUAAAUGGCCUAUUAGAAAUCCGUUGUCAGCCCUUAGAAGAUAUACCAAUACAGGGGGGCGCCGUCAACCUUCCUGUAGCUUCAACGAGUAGCAGGCCUCAAGCCACGGGUACAGCAGCUACUGGUGCUGCCGCUAUUGCCGAAGGUCAAUCGGCAUCAGUUGAUGCGGUUAUAGAUCAAUUUGAGCAAACCCUAGAUUUAACCCAUUUAAAUUUGGGACAAGCUAUUAAGCGUAAAUUUACCGAAUUGGAAGGUAUAUCACAGCGUUUAAGAGCUCGCCUGGGUGAUAUCACAGGAACUGACAUACCAACAUCUUUUAAUAUGGAGCAGUUUGAUUCGUGGCGGCCCGUGCCAUCCGAUAUUAAUGAUAAUGAUUUGGAUGAGUUUGAAAAUGAUCUCAAUACACCGCCUGCAGAGGAAGAAGAAGAAGAUGGAGAACAACUAAAACAAGAAAAAUUUAAAACAGACAACAAAAUUUCCAGGAACUCCCAAGGGAAUCGUGCAAACGAUAACGAAUGCUCAAGUGAAUAGUGUUUGUGGUUACGACAAACCUUCGAAGUCUGUCAUUUUGAUCAUAAUUGCACAUUAUUUAAGCUAAUCAUAAUACCCUCACUAGUAAUAUUCACAGUCUACACCUCCGCGUACUUGUUCUUCUCCUUCUUGAGCACCCGCUGCACUUUGUUAGGCAACUUAUGUACUAAACUUAAGGAACUAUAUUCAUAGCAUCACCGGCAUCAUUACAGCCACACACCCCCACAUCACAGCAAGACUACAAGCCCUCCUUAUAAACUAAGAAGCCAAAUUACCGAGUUCCCUCAGUUGCCGUCAUGACAGAAGAGCGCAUAUUAAUUAACGCCAUAGUCUAAACAGCAAUGAGAGACUCAUUCUCCUCCUUUGUUUUAUUUGUUCUCUUCAAUUUGUACUUAGCCAUGGGGACAGAUUUUGUGAAACUAAGCAAAAUGGAAUAUAAUUCGAAAUUAUAAGUAACCACAACAUAAUUAAGAGGAAAGUGAAAACUAGCAUUAGAAAAUCCAACAAAAAGCGUGAUUUGUUUUUAUAAAACAUAAAUGUUUCUAAAGAAAUUGCAUAUAUUUGAAUUUUUGUUUAAUUUUUACCGUGAGUUUAAUUAGAAAACCUUAGUUUUUAUCAUUAAUUUACAAUAUCUUUUAAUUUCCUUAUAGCAAAGCUUAUAUAAAAUAUUAAUACACAUACAUAUUUUUUAGUUUUAAACAAACAAAUUGUUUAUAUAAUUAUUUGUUAAAAGAAAAUAAAGAUACUGUACUUAAAUCCACCCAUGUGCAUGCAUAUAAACGUAUAUAACACUCACCCACACACACACACAGAUAUAUAUACAUAGUCAUUAGUAUUAUUACUAAAAUCGUACAAAGAAUCAAACAUAAUGGUCCGCAUCAGAAGAAUGGAAGAACAAUUGAAGGCGGUCUAUGCAUAUACACACAUGAGUACAAUGUUUGAAUACGAUAUUAACUUUUAAUAACUUAACUAGUAUUAUGCACACAUGCAUAUACUCCCCUUUAAUAUUGAUGUUGAAUUAUGAAUUUCUUGAUAAAAUUACACAAAUAAAAAGA